AUGCCCAUCGCUGGCAAUCUAGUCAGCAAGGGCAUGAGAUCUGUCACGCAGCCUACCCGAGUAUGGUCAGAGUUACGACGCAUGAUGCGACCACUACUCAACACCGACUUUACGAAAAGAUUCAUCGACUGGCAGGAGUACGAGAGUAUGCAAAUGUUACAGGCAUAUCUUGACGACUCCUCGACAUGGUAUCUGCACAACUCUCGCUACGCGACCGGAGUAAUGUACGGCAUCAUUGCUGGUGAGCGCCUGUCCAAGACAGAUGCUGAGAUGCAAGAAUAUCGUCGGACCACGAUGGAGUUUCUUGCUAGUAUUCAGUCUACUGCCGUCGACUUCUUCCCGUUCCUUGAGUAUCUCCCAAGAUCUUUGCAAGUUUGGCGGCACAAGUGGGAAGCCAUGGGAGCGAGACAUUACCAAGCCUUCACGUCUUGGUGGCAUCCCAUCAAGACCCAAGCUACCGGCGACAAAGCCCAACACUCUUGGGUCAAGCAAGUCAUCCUCGGCCCUACAACGAACUUCCUAGGCAACGAAGACGAAGCUGCCUACCUAACCAACACCCUCAUCUCCGCAGGCGGCGACAACCCCCGCAUCGCCCUCAACACCUGCCUAAUGGCCAGCAUCGUCCACACCUCUGCCUGCCACCAUGUCCGCACCGAGAUCGACACCGUUUGCCACGACCCAGACGGCUCUCUACGCCUCCCCGCCACCUCGGACAUCCCUCAGAUGCCCUACACCUGUGCCUUCAUCAAAGAAUGCCUCCGCUACUACCCCGUAGUCCCAAUGGUCCCGCCCCACACCGCUGCCGAGAGCUUCUCGUUCGAGCAGUACACGUUCCCGAAAGGGACCUCCUUCAUCCUCAACAUCCCAACCAUCACGCGAGACUACCUCGAUCCGCAGUCCUUUCAGCCCGAGAGAUGGAUCGAUGGACGUGGUGGCGAGGCGAAGCUUACCGAAGCCUUCUGGGGCUUCGGAGGUGGGAAGAGGGUUUGCAUUGGGUAUAAAGCUGCGCAGACGGGGUUGUUCCUGCCUUUCGCGAGGUUGAUGAUGUGUUUUGAGGUGGGGAAGGCUGGGGACUUUGAUGACAGGAGGGUCAACGCCUGGAGCUCUGGAGAGCCAUUCCCGUUGAUGUUGCGGUUGAGGGAGGAAGAGUAUAGAGAGCUUAUAUUGCGAAAGGCGAAGGCGAAGAAGAUGCCUGAGUAA
This is a messenger RNA of Fulvia fulva, 1200 nucleotides long. RefSeq names its product Cytochrome P450 monooxygenase aneD. NCBI's taxonomy places the organism in Eukaryota, Fungi, Ascomycota, Dothideomycetes, Mycosphaerellales, Mycosphaerellaceae. The record is from RefSeq and is a predicted model, not a curated record. Bases 1 to 1200 code for a protein of 399 amino acids. The transcript is spliced from 2 exons. Gene Ontology annotation, molecular function: iron ion binding; oxidoreductase activity, acting on paired donors, with incorporation or reduction of molecular oxygen; monooxygenase activity.